This is a messenger RNA of Monascus purpureus, 2072 nucleotides long. NCBI's taxonomy places the organism in Eukaryota, Fungi, Ascomycota, Eurotiomycetes, Eurotiales, Aspergillaceae. The record is from the annotation of a GenBank genome assembly.
GUGAAUACUCUUUGUGAAGAAAGAAAGUGGAAAAGGUCAGCAAAGACACGCCCUUUUAAAUCUCCUUGUGCACAAUCUCAGAAGUUUUCAUGCCCGCCAUCAUAGCUACAGGGAAGCAUCGACGCAAAGUUCGUUUUCCAUCUACUAAUCAGACAUUGCCGGUACUGCCAUCACCAAAGUCAGCCUGGGACAAGCUCAAGGACACCAGCCGUCAGCGCAAUAAUAAUAACAGCUCUGUUUCUUCUAAAAUGGCCAGCACUGCUGCCUCCACAGCUAGCAAGGCACGUGCCAGGGUUCCAAGUCUCUUCACACAGUCUCCCCUCAUCAAGGACCCUCUAGUCACAGAAACUAGUCAGCUGCAGAAUGACACCCUUGAAGCAUGUCUGCCGUUUCUGAAAGGCGUGCAGGAGGACCAGAAGGGCCCCUUCAACGAACAUGGUGUGCCGGCCCUCCAGCGCGAUGAGCAUGUACAGUUUCUGUAUGAUUCCUUAGAGGACUACCCGGCUGGAUUCGUGGUGAUGGAUGCGAGUCGUCCAUGGAUGACACUAUGGGGCUUGUCAGGUUUGAGUCUCCUGGGUGAGGAUGUCACCAAAUAUCGUGAACGUGUCAUCACUACUUUUGGCUCUAUGCAAAACUCUACUGGUGGGUUCGGUGGAGGUCAUGGCCAGGCCUCGCAUGCGGCGUCCAGUUACGCCGCUCUCCUCUCUCUGGCACUCGUUGGGGGCGAAGAGGCAUAUAAACUGGUUGAUCGACAGGCGAUGUGGAAGUGGCUUGGCAAGCUCAAGACUCCCGAAGGUGGUUUCAGGGUUUGUGAGGGGGGUGAGGCGGACGUGCGCGGUGUAUAUUGCGCGAUGACGAUUAUCUCUCUGCUUAAUUUACCUCUCACCUUACCUCCUGAGGCGGAGGCUCGACAUUCCGGGCUGGAAACCUUCUUCAGCGGUCUCCCCGAGUAUAUUUCGAGGUGCCAAACAUUUGAGGGUGGUAUCUCGGGAAGCCCGGGCAUCGAAGCCCAUGGCGCGUAUGCAUUUUGUGCCUUGGCGUCUUUGUGCAUUAUGGGUGCACCCCAGGAGAUCAUACACAAAUAUUUGAAUGUUCCACUGCUUCUGUCAUGGCUCUCAGCUCGCCAGUAUGCGCCAGAAGGAGGUUUCUCCGGAAGAACAAACAAACUGGUGGACGGAUGUUACAGCCACUGGGUGGGUAGCUGUUGGCCGCUGUUGCAAUCUGCCCUGAAUGGUGUCCAGUCGGCUGCUGAACCAAAGCCUCUGUCUAUCGAUUCUCUUUGCAGCCGGGAGGGGUUGACCAGAUACAUCCUCUCAUGCUGCCAGAACAAGAAAGGCGGUCUCCGUGAUAAGCCUGGAAAAUAUCCAGAUGCAUACCACACCUGCUACGCCCUGCUGGGAUUGAGCACCGUCCAGUAUUACCAUUAUCACACCGAUUCCAGCGCAGCGUCUGGCGACACCUUUGCGUCUGCAUUUUCCUGGAAAGCCGCCCCCAUCAUUGACGGCGACGGGUCGGAAGUCAAUGUGUUUGAUGAGAAGGAUCGGCUCACUGCAUUCCACCCAAUGUAUGCCAUUCCCCACGAGGCAGCGGAGAACAUGCGCCAGUGGUAUGAGAAGCAGGCCUUCGAGUUGUAGUCAGACCGACCGAGCGGGACUUGAUGAUUAUGGAUCCGGCAGUGGGGUUCCUGUUGAUAUUGUCUCUCCGAUACUGAUAUCGUAUGAGGCCUGAGAUGUAAGGCCAUCAUGCCACAGAGUAUUCCGCAUGGCGAUAUCACUGGCUACGGGAGGAAGUUGGCCGCUGUCAUAAUUGUCGGUGUACGGAGUAGUCAUGUCCUGCACCUGCAUACAAUAGUUCAUGCAUGCAUAUAUGCAGAGCUAGUUGGUUUGACUCUGGAGGAUCCAUGAACCAUGGUCGGGAAAAAUUCCGGUUCGUAGUCAGGAUAUGUAUCCUUCUGUUUCAUUUGAGACAGCAAUAAAUGAAAGAACAGAACAAGAUAAAUGUGCAUUUUAUCCAAACUCAGCGUAGCCGGCUCACUGGAGAAUCUUCCCUCCGGACACUAACUUCGAUACUCG